UAGACUCUGCCAGCAGCAGAAACAGCAGCAGGAGGAAGAGGAGGAGGAGGGUACAUGCAACACACAACCUACGACUCCUGCUGCUCUCAAACCACAUACACGCGCUUUUACAUGCAUUUAUACUGAACACAGAGCGACGCGACUACCGUUGACCUCGCUGCAGAGGCAAGAGACGACAGCAGCUGUCCAUCAUGGCAGGCGAUAUGAUGUUACUGAUGCGAGGCUUGGCCAAGUUGAGCCAGGCCGUUGCAGAGACUCAGGGCAGCACCCUGCGCAGUGGAGCAGGUGUCCAAGGAGUUGGUGCUGCAGUCCAAAGUGUCCAAUCAGCUGCCGAGCAAGGCCUGUCUGCGGCCAUAAUGAAAAUGCAGGAGCUGUCCGGCCAGCAGCAGACCUCUUCCUCCGAAUUUGAUUUUCCACAGGAUGACAGCGCAUUCACAGCUUCAGAGUUCAGGAAGGAAGAUGUGGACUUUACAGCCAAUCACACAGGAGGUAGUGAUGAUGCCGCAGCCCAUCACAGCGCAGCAGCUGGAGAAAGCCAUGCCAGUGGAAAACAGUCAUUGUUUGAGGGAUACAACGAUCCCAGCAAACAGUUUAGUGGACAGACUAGAUCUUUCCACCAAGAUGCCAGACAUUUCUACAACCACAGAUUGAACAGGCAUUUGUGGGGACAGCUAUACUGUCAGCAUCAGGUCAGUCAGCUCAGGAGCUACCAUCAGGACCCGUCAUCAGUCGGAGGGCUGACGGCUGAAGACAUCGAGAAGGCAAGGCAGGAAAAGAAGGCUCAGUUCAAGUCACACAAACAGAUGUUGAGUGAGAGAGCCAGAGAGAGGAAAGUGCCGGUGACUCGGCUCGGCAGACUGGCCAACUUUGGAGGUCUAGCUGUAGGUUUGGGGAUCGGAGCACUUGCAGAAGUUGCCAAGAAGACCAUGAGACAUAAUGGUGCGGCAGCUGACUCUAAAAAAGCUGUUCUGGACUCCAGCCCCUUCCUGAACGAGGCCAACGCCGAACGCAUUGUCAGAACCCUGUGUAAAGUGAGAGGAGCUGCAUUAAAACUGGGACAAAUGCUCAGCAUUCAAGAUGACGCAUUCAUCAACCCGCAACUCGCCAAGAUCUUUGAGCGUGUAAGACAGAGCGCUGACUUCAUGCCAAUCAAACAAAUGACAAAAGCACUCAACAGUGACUUGGGUCCUAACUGGAGAGACAAGCUGGAGUCGUUUGAGGACCGUCCGUUUGCAGCCGCGUCCAUCGGCCAAGUUCACCUGGCGAGGAUGAAGGAUGGCAGGGAGGUGGCCAUGAAAAUACAGUACCCCGGUGUGGCUCAGAGUAUCAACAGUGACGUCAACAACUUGAUGACGGUGCUGAAUAUGAGCAAUGCCCUGCCCGAAGGUCUGUUUCCAGAGCACCUGAUAGACGUGAUGAGUAGAGAGCUGGCACUGGAGUGUGAUUAUGUUAGAGAAGCCCAGUGUGCAAAGAAGUUCAGAGAGCUACUGAAGGACCAUCCGUUCUUCUACGUGCCAGAGGUGAUAGACGAGCUGUCCGGUGGCCAUGUCCUGACUACAGAGCUUGUCUCAGGGUUUCCCCUCGACCAGGCUGAGAACCUCACACAGGAGCUGAAGAACGAGAUCUGUGAGAACAUCUUGAUGUUGUGCCUCAGAGAGCUGUUUGAGUUCAGGUACAUGCAGACUGACCCGAACUGGUCCAACUUCUUCUAUGAUCCACAGACACACAGGGUGGCGUUGCUGGACUUUGGAGCCACGAGAGGAUUCGAUCAGAGUUUCACAGAUGUCUACAUAGAGAUAAUCCAUUCAGCUGCCGAAGGAGACAGAGAGGGAGUGCUGAAAAAAUCUAUCGAGAUGAAGUUCCUGACUGGGUAUGAGUCCAAGGCAAUGAUAAAUGCCCAUGUGGACGCGGUGAUGAUCCUCGGCGAGGCCUUUGCCUCCACAGAGGAAUUUGAAUUUGGCUCCCAGUCCACCACAGAGAGAAUCCACAACCUCAUCCCUGUGAUGCUCAAACACCGACUCACUCCACCUCCUGAGGAGACGUACUCACUCCACCGUAAGAUGGGAGGCUCAUUUCUCAUCUGCUCUCGGCUGGAUGCAAAGCUGCGGUGUAAGGACAUGUUCCAAGCAGCAUAUCAGAAGUACUGGGAAGGACGCACGCCGCCCUCUCAGUCAGCCUAAGCUCAUCCCAAGUGUCAGGCGAUUUGAUGGACGGAUCCUGGGGCCAACGGACGGCAAGUGCAAGUCGGCAGCGAGAUCGUGGUGUGGGGACGCACAACUGCAAAGCAGAGGCCGUGUUACCAGCUAGUAACUGGUUAUCGAGCACCAGCAUAUGUUUCCCAUUUUAGGUACCCGGCUACAAUUGAGAGGUGCUUAUUUACAGCCAUCAUGUCUUUGUUUGAGAGGCAGCAGCAACAUCUGGAGUGCUUUUUAUAU
Molecule: messenger RNA, 2435 nt
Organism: Epinephelus lanceolatus (giant grouper)
Lineage: Eukaryota; Metazoa; Chordata; Actinopteri; Perciformes; Serranidae
Product: atypical kinase COQ8A, mitochondrial
Biological process (GO): ubiquinone biosynthetic process
Source: RefSeq, a predicted model, not a curated record